This is a messenger RNA of Closterium sp. Naga37s-1, 10853 nucleotides long. The record is from the annotation of a GenBank genome assembly. Lineage: Eukaryota; Viridiplantae; Streptophyta; Zygnematophyceae; Desmidiales; Closteriaceae.
AUGCGGCCGUCGCCGGCAGCGCCUGCAGGCGACCCGCCACCAUCGCGGCGAAGGGCGGCAGCGGCGGCCGCCGGCAAUCUACCAUCUGGCGGCGACCCCUCUCCGCAACCCCCCGGGUCAGGGGGAAGAUCCCGCGGCGCGCGGCAGCAGUCGCGGCUGCAGGCGCGGCAGCAGCAUGAGCACGGCUCACCGUCCCCGAUAGAAGCCUCUCCGCUUGGAUCAACCGGCGCAGUAGUAGAUCUGACGGGCUCGGGGGGAACUACAGCUGCUGCUCGCGGCGCAGGAGCGGCGGUGUCCCCCUCCCCGGUCUCCGGGGAGGGCAGCGCGCGGAGGAAGCGGGGGAGGCGGGAGCUGGACGCGCUGCUUGGCGCUGGGGGAAAGGGUGGCGCGGACAGUCCCAGCCAAGGGGGGAGCCCGGACGUGGAAGGAUGGGAGGGCCGGCGGAGCAUGCGGCGUUUCAGCGGGGAAGGGGGAAGGGGAGGGGGGAGGACUGCAGAGAGGGGCGGAAGGGAGUUGGGUAGAGAGGGUGAUAUGGCGGCAGAGGGGAAAGCGGGGAAGGGGGCGGGGAAGGGUGACCGGAAGGAGAGUGAGGAUGGGGGGGGAGGGGUGGAGAGCGAGGAGGAGAGGGAGGGUGAAGGGGAGGCGUGGGCAUUGAGGGGGGCAGGUAGAGGAGCUAUUGGCAGGGGAACAAGGGGAAGGGGUAGAGGUGGGAAAGGAGGGGCUGUGGGGACGAGAGGAGGAACCGGGCGGGGGGUAGGAGGGAUGAGAGGGAGGGGCCGAGGCAGCGCGAGAGGGAGGGGACGAUGGGGACGAAGAGGGGCAGAGGGGCGCGGAAGAGGUGAGGGGAGGGGAGUGAAAGAGGUAGAAGAAGAGGAAGAAAAGGAAGAGGAGGAAGAGAAGGAUGAGGAGGAGAAGGAGGAAGAAGAGGAGGAGGAAGAAGAAGAGAAGGUGGAGGAGGAGGAAGAGGAGGAGGAGGAGGAGGAGGAGGAGGAGGAGGAGGAGGAGGAGGAGGAGGAGGAGGAGGAGGAGGAGGAGGAGGAGGAGGAGGAGGGAGGGGUGGACGGGGGAGAAGGGGGUGUGGAUUUGUUAGGGAGUGAAGGAGGAGACGACGAUGGGGACGAAGGGCGUGUGGGGAACGAGAGGAUGACGAGGAGAAGAGGGAAGUUGAAGGGUAAGGGCGUGCUGCAGGCUGGGGGGGUGAAGGAGGUGAUAUUGGGGGGGGAUAAAGGAGGGAGUGCGGAGGAGAAAGAGGGUAGAGAGGGUGAGAAAGAGGAACGGGCGGAAGAAGAUAAGAGUAAGAAAGAAAAGCAGGAGGGUCGGGGAAAUGGGGGGCGUGUUGAGGAAGGCGCCGAGAGGGGAGAGAAGAGUAGAAAGGAUACUGUUGGGGUUGUUGAGAUACAGGGAAGUGCAGAGCGGGUGAGAAAGGCAGGAGGAAGGUUGAGAGGUGAGGAAGAGGUAAAAGAAGGUGGGGUGAGUGUGGAGGGUGGAGUUAGUGUGGAGGCUGGUUUGGAUGAUCUGAGGGGGGGUAGGUUGAGGAUGCGCAGAUGGAGUGAGGUGGUGGGGGAGGGUGGUUGGGGUGGUGGAAGGAGGGAUGUGAGGGGGGAGAGAGGCCGGGAGAGGAGAGUGCGGGGGAGGGAGCGAGGAGCGAGAGGGAAGAGUGCAGGGCGGUGGGGCGCAAGGGUGGUGCGUCCUCAGCGGCGGGUGGGGAAAGAGAAGGUGAGAGAGAAGGACAGGGUGGGGGAAGGGGAGGGAGACGAGGAAGGAAGUGAAGGGCAGGAUGAGGAGGACGUGUGGUUGAUUCCGAGUGGAGAGGAAGAGGGAGGGGAGGUUGGUGCAGAUGAUGAGGAAGAGGAGAAAGAGAAGGAGGAGGAGGAGGUGGAGGAGGAGGAAGUGGUUGAGAGGGCAGGGAAGGAGCAGAGGAGCAGAGGAAGACGAGGUGGGGAUGAGACAGCAGAGGAGGAGGAAGAUGUGGAGGAGGUAACUCCGGUGAAGAGUGGUGGGGAGGAGGAUGUAGAGGAGGAAGAGGAAGAGGCAGGAAUGCGUGAGGAUGAUGGGAGGGAGAGUGCAAGCAGGUGGAGGGGCAGGGAGAAGAGGAGGACGAGAGGGAGAGAGGAAGGUGUGAGGCGGGGAGGCAAGUCAAAGGCAGUUGGUGAAGCGUCAGGAGAAGAGGAUGUGGUGGAAGCUAGGGAGCAGCAGCAGCAGCAGCAGCAGCAGCAGCAGCCGCAGCAGCAGCAGCUGCAGCCGCAGCUGCAGCCGCAGCCGCAGCCGCAGCCGCAGGAGAGGGGUAUGGGUGUGGUAGAGAGGAAGAUGAAGGGGUUUGAGGGGCGCGUGGGGAUGAAGAGGAGUGGGACGAGGAGUCAGACUGGUGGCAGCAGGCGUGGUGUGCCUGCUGCUGCUCCCGCUGCUGCUGCUGCUGCUACUGCUGCCGGUGAUGAUGGUGAUGCUGCUGAAGUGGGGGAACGUGGGGAAGGAGAAGUGGAAGAGGAGGGGAAGGUGGAGGCAGGAAGAGCAGGUGAGAUGUCAGGAGGUGAAAUUGAAGUGAGGGUGAUGAGUGAGGGUGGAGAGGCGGGAGAGGGGAGGGGUGUGGUGGGCGGCAGUGGUGGGCGGGUUGGUGAGGUGGUGCAGGAAGUGAGUGUAGAUGUCGAUAUGGUUCCUGAGGACAGGACGGGAACAGAGGGAGGAGCAGGAGAAUUGAGAGAUUUGGGAGUAUCGAGGGCGAUUGGAGGGGGGAGGAGGGGAAGGGGCGGGAUGAGAGGCACGAGAGCGACGGGAGAGACGGGAGGGAUGGGAGGGACUGGAGAGGCGGGAGGCGGUCUGUUGCAUGUGAUACAGAAGCCAAGCGAUGUGGUGAUGGGACAGACAGGGAUUGAGGCAUGCAGAGGUGAGGAGAAGGGAGAAGGUGCAGAGGAGAAGGGAGAAGCUAAAGAGGAGAAAGGAGUGCAGGGGAGGACGGGGUCAGGAGAAGGUAUGAGAGAGAACGAGGAUGACAGAGCGGGGGAGAAGGGAGAAGGGAGAGUGGCAAGGGGAGGUGCGGAGGCGGAGUUUGAAGGGCAGAUACAGCGAGGUCGGGCAGAGGGGAGGGGAGGAGGUAGGAGAGGAAUGAGAGGGAGGGGGUUUGGGAGAAGGGAGGGAACUGGGUUGGGGAGGGAGGGAUUGAGGAGUGGAAGAGAAGAAGACGGAGGAGAAGAGGAAGAAGAAGAGGAGGCAAGCGUACAGGGGAAGGAUGGGAAGGAUGAGAUGGCUGUAGGAGAGGGGGUUGCUGGGAACGAUAGUGACUUGGAGGAUCAGGAAGGGGCAGGAGAUGAGGUGGAGAUGGGGGAGGUGAGAGAAGCGGACAGAGGAGGGGUUGAUGGGGUGGAAAAUGGUGAUUUUGUUCUUGGUGAUUCGGGAAUGGGGGAUGUGAAAGGGGAUAUGGAGCGAGAGAGGUUGAUGGGUGCACAGGCAGCAGCAGGGAGAGGGGUGGAAGGUGGAGGAGAGGGGGGAAGGGAUGGGGGGCUAGGAAAGGGGCUUAUGAGCGUGAGCUGGCAGCAGGCUCAGGCGCUGCUGCUAACGCAAGACACAGCAGCUGCAGAUGACGAGGGGGAGGAGGGCGAGGGAGAGGCGGGAGAGGGAGAGGGGGAAGGGGAGGAGGGGGUUGAAGAGGAGGGAAGGAAGGAGGAGAAGCACGAGGAGGCGGCAGAUGCAGGAGGGGGAGGAGAAGGAGAAGGAAGAGUAGGGAGAGGAGGAGAAGGUGGGGAUUCAGCUGGGGGCGUAUUGGACGGGAGAGCAGGGCGUGGGUGGGGACGAGGAGGGAGAGGAGGAGGGCGGGAGGGGAUGAGAACGGCAGGUGGGGGGGGAGGGGGCGGUGGAACGCCUGGGAGGGGACAGGGACGGGGAAAGAGUGAGCAAGGGCUUAUGGAACGAGGAGGGGUUGGAGUGAGAUUGAGGAGAGUGGAGCAUGGGGGAGGGCAUGGGAAUGAGGUGAAGGAGGAAGCGGAUGGGGAGGAGAAGGAGGGGGAGAGGGUGGUGAAUCGGCUUAGGCCCAGGCGGUCUGCUGUGGUGGUGGUGGAAGGCAGGAGGAAGCAGGAGGGUGGGUCUGCUCACGGUGCUGCAACGGGUGCUGCUCGUGGUGAUUGUAAGGAGGGAGUGGGUUCGCCUUUCGCUGCUGCUCAAGCUGCUCUUCGUGCGGCUACUGGUGCUGCUGCUGCUGCUGCUGCUGCUGCUGGUGUUGCUGUGGGGAGCGCUGGUGCAGUGGACGAGGGAGUGAGGCAAGGGGCGGGUGGAGUGGAGGGUGUGUUGAGGCAGCUGCAGCUGCUGCGGCAGGAGAGGGAGCUGUCUCCUGUUGUGGAGGAGUUGGAAGAUGAGCAGUACUGGGAGUGGUGGGGGGGCGCGGAGGGAGAGGAGGAUGAAUGGGACGAGGAAGGAGAGGUGGGCGAGGAGGGCGAGGAGGGCGAGGAGGGAGAGGAGGGAGAGGAGCGAGAGGAGGGAGUGGAGGGAAGCAAAGGAGGAGAGAUCAGCAGAGGAGAGGGAGGAAGGGAGGGAGGAGAUGAGGAGGACGAAAGGAAGGAGGGGAAGUUGAUGGAGGGAAGGAGGGUGGAGGUGGAGGAGGGAGAGAGUGGGAGGAAGAAUGUAGUGGGUAAGGGGGUGAAGAACCGGGGAGUGACAAGCAGUAUCAGACUGGUUAGUGGGUAUGACUAUCACCGUGGGGGGGAGGUGGAAAGAGAGGGGAAAGGGGAUGGAGGGCGGGGGAAGAAGAAAGGCGGGGCUAAGGCUAAGGCUAAGGCGAGAAAGACUCUGAGUGCAGCAAGGAAGGCGCAGAAGAGGGGGAAAGGGGGAAGGUUCGUGAAGAUGGGGGAGGGGGUCGGCGCGGGUGGUUCGAGUGGGAGGAGUGGAAGGGAGGGUGGUUCUGAGGAGGAUGGAAUGGGUGUGUGUGGGUUUGGAGAGGGGAGGAGCCGUGGCCGGAGGGGUAGGAGGGAGGAGGAGAUUGAGGAUGGUGGUGUGGUGGCUCUGUAUGGUGAUGCUGAUGAUGGUGAUCGUGGGGAUGGUGGUGAUGGUGAUGAUACAAGUGAUGAUGGGAGCGAUGACGUUGUGAUGGAAGGAGGUUCGAAAGCAGAGAGUAUGGAUGUUGAGGAGGUGAGCAAGGGGGGAGACGAGGAGGAGGAAGGCGCAGAGGAAGAGGAUGAGGAUGAGGAGGAUGAAGACGAGGAGGAUGAGGAUGAGGAGGAGGAAGAAGAAGAGGAAUCUGAGGAGGAUGAUGAUGACGCGGUGCCGCAGAGGGAGGAGACUGAGGAGGAGAGGCAGCGACGACUGGAGCAAGAGGAUUCAAUGCUGCUCAGAUACCUGCAAGUGAAGGACGCACGGGAGCGGCGGCGCAAGGCAGGUAUAAAUCGGCGGGUGCCGAAGCAGCAGCAGGAGCCGGUGCAGGCACGGGCGCACUGGGAUGCUCUAUUGGACGAGAUGGCCUGGCUGUCCAAGGACUUUGACAAGGAGCGGCGGUGGAAGGCGGGGCAGGCGAGGAAGACUUGUGACUUUGACAAGGAGCGGCGGUGGAAGGCGGGGCAGGCGAGGAAGACGGGUGUGCGGGUGUGCCGGGCCAGAAAUGACCUGGAGCUACGCGGAGAGAAGAAGCUCAAGGAGGAGGAGCAGCGAGUGCGGCGGGUGGCGAGCGGUAUAGCCAAGGAGGUGAAGCGGUUCUGGAUGAAGAUUGAGAAGCUGGUGGUGUACAAGCACGAGCUGCAGGUAGAGGAGAAGAAGAAGAAGGCCCUGGAUAAACACCUGGACUUUCUCCUGGGGCAGACUGAGAGGUAUUCCUCUCUUCUAGCCGAGAACCUUGCUGCUGACAACGAGGAGGGAGAGGAGAGAGAGGAGGGGGAGGUGGGGGAGGAGGGGGAAGAAGGGGAGGAGGGGGAGGAGGGAGAGGAAGAUAUGGAAGGAGUAGAGGUUGAGGAGGGAGGCGAGAGUGAUGUGGAGGGAGAUGCAGGGGAGGGGCACGAGGGAGGGGAAGAAGAGGAGGAAGAAGAAGAAUUGGAGGAGGUGGAGGAAGAGGGGGAAGAGGAGGAAGUGGAGGGAGAGGAGGGAGAGGAGGACGAGGUGGAGGAGUGGGAAGAGGUAGAGGAGGGUGAAGUGGGAGAGGAGGGAGAGGAGGAAGAGGAAGGUGGGGCAGUGGGUGCGGAUGCAGAGCGGGAUGAGGAGGUGGAAGAGGAGGCAGGGGAGGAUGAGGAUUUUAGAGGGGGGAGUGAUGAGGAGAUGGAGGAGCAGCGCCGGCAGGAGGAGUACGAGCGGGAGAUGAUGCAGGAGGAGGAGGAGGUGGGCGAGGAGGAGAGGGAGGCGGAGCUAGCAGCGCUGGCAGACGAGAUGGACCAACCCCUGGACCGCAUUCUGGCGACAUACCAACGUGAGUUACCCCACCCCACUGCACUGCUCAAAAUAUGGGACCUGUCAAGGCUAGCAGCGCUGGCAGACGAGAUGGACCAACCCCUGGACCACAUUCUGGCUGCUUACCAACAAGCUCCAGAACUGCCACUAGCAGCGGCAGCAGCAGGGGGAGCGGAGGAGGAUGAGGCAAGAGGAGAAGAAGAGGGAGAGGAGUCUCGUGCUGAUGCUGCAUUGGGUGCACGCGAGGGGAAAAUAGCACCAGGAGCGGAAGAGAAAGGCACAGCAGAGGACGCAGUAGCAGGAGGGGCGGAAAGCAAGGGAAGCGCGGCAGCAACAGGGGCACAGAAAUCGCUGCAUGUGCUUCCUGCACUAACACCUGAAGCACCAGCAACAGUUUCAGCCGCGUCACCACCACCACCACCACCACCAGUGGCGGCGGCGGCGGCAGCAGCGGCAGUAGCAGCACGGGGGGAUUUGGCAGUGCCGCCGCUGGUCCCUGCUGCUGCUGACGAUGAUGACUAUAACCCGUUGGAAGAGGGGCAGGUGAGGCCUCUGGUGAACGAGCUGCAGGGUGAGAGUGAAUUGCCUCUGGAGGAGAUUCUGCGGCGGUACAAACAGAACCUGGAAGGGAGGAGCAACGAUGCAGAGAGAGGGAGGAAACAUGAAGAUUCCAGAAAAGAGCAAAAGGUGAAGGAGGAAGCAGGGGUGGGGAGGGAGGGGGGGAUGGAAGCGGGUGUGGAGAAGGGAGUUGAGGCUGUGAGUGGUGCUGAGGGGAAGGAGGAAGUGGAGAGAAAGCAGGAAAGAGUUGCAGUGAAUGCAGAGGGAAGAGGAGACGUGGUUAUGGUGCGAGGGGAUGGGGGUGGGGGUGGGGGUGGGGGUGGGGGUGGGGAAGCAGGGGAGGAGGGUCGCAAGAGAAGAAAGGUGAGCUUCGCAGUGGGGGUGGAGGAAAAAGAAGGGGGGAGUGUGCUGGCGGAAGGAUUGGGAAAGGCAGAGCAGGUGGGGGGGGAGAGUGGGGGGGGAGAGGGUGUUGGGGAGGUGGGGGGGAGCAUUGCAGCAGAGGCGGAAGGGAAGGAGGAAGAGGAGAAGGAGGAAGAGGAGAAGGAGGAAGAGGUUGGGCGUAAAGAGCAUGGGGUGGGAAAAGGGAAGGAAGCGGAGGAGGAAGGGGGAGAAGAGGGGGAGGGAGAGGAAGGGGAGGAGGAGGACGACGACGACGAAGCGGAUGCAGGGGAGGAGGCGGAGCGCAGGCGCAAGGGAAAGGGGAAGGGGAAAGCGAGUGAGGAGGAGCAGUGGAGGGACGCAGCAGCCGCUGCAAGCGCAGCACAGCCCACCGGCCACACCAUGUCCACAACCAAAGUCAAAACCAAGGUCCCAUUCCUGCUCAAGCUCCCCCUCCGCGAGUACCAACACAUCGGCCUCGACUGGCUGGUAACCCUGUACGAGAAGAAGCUCAACGGGAUUCUCGCGGACGAAAUGGGGCUGGGGAAGACGAUCAUGGCGAUUGCACUCCUGGCGUAUCUAGCUUGUGAAAAAGGCCAGUGGGGCCCGCAUUUAGUCGUUGUGCCGACGUCGGUGAUGCUCAACUGGCACAUGGAGCUCAUGAAAUGGUGCCCUGCGUUCAAAGUCCUCACGUACUUCGGGUCCGCGAAAGAACGCAAGGCGAAGCGGCAGGGGUGGAGCAAGCCCAACUCGUUCCACGUGUGCAUCACCACGUACCGGCUUGUUGUCCAAGACGCGAAGGCUUUCCGGCGGAAGAAAUGGCGGUAUCUGAUUCUCGACGAGGCGCAUCUGAUCAAGAACUGGCGCUCGCAGCGCUGGCAGACUCUGCUGAAUUUUAAUGCGAAGCGCAGGAUUCUGAUCACGGGCACGCCGCUGCAGAAUGAUUUGAUGGAGCUGUGGGCGCUCAUGCAUUUCCUCAUGCCUCAUGUGUUCCAGUCGCAUGCCGAGUUCAAGGACUGGUUCUGUAAUCCCAUUACGGGGAUUGUGGAGGGAGGGGGGGCGGGCGGAGCGGCAGGAGGGGCAGCCCAGGGGUCGGCCGCAGGGGAGGCAGGAGGUACGGCGGCUGGUGCUGCUGCUGCUGGCGGUACUGUGGUUGCAGCAUCAGCAGGAACAACAGCCGGAGCAGCAGCAGGAGGAGCGGCGGCGGCAGGAGCAGCGGCAGACACAGGCAUGGCAGGGAACCCUGAGGUGAUCGACCGAUUACACAACGUGCUGCGGCCAUUCCUUCUCCGCCGUCUCAAAUGCGACGUGGAGCGAUCCCUCCCUCCAAAGUACGAGCACGUGGUCACAUGCCGGCUCUCCCGGCGCCAGCGGCAGCUAUAUGAAGAGUUCAUGGCUCGCUCUGACACGCAGGCGACUCUGGCGAGCGGGAAUUUCCUCGGGUUGAUCAAUGUGCUGAUGCAGCUGCGGAAGGUGUGUAAUCACCCGGAUUUGUUCGAGGGCCGGCCGAUUGUGUCGUCGUUUGAUAUGAGCCCGCCGCUCGUGCUGCCGCUGCCGUCGCUGGUGGUGGGGGUGGGUGCGGGGGGGGGUGGGGUCGGGAGGGCGAUGCUUGGGGCUGCUGCGCUGGGGGCGAGAGGAGGGGGGGAGAGGUGGGGGGUGGUGGAUAGCUGGUGGGUGCGCGGGGAGGGAAUGGGAAGGAGGAGUGUGCAGGACUGGACAGGGUGGGAUGGUGCAGAGGAGGAGGAGCAAGAGGAGGAGAGAGAGGAAGACGAGGAGGAAGAGGUGGAUGGGGUAUUUGAAAUUGGGAGGGAAAGGAAGAGGAGGAGUCUGGGUUUUGGGAAACGGAGUGGAAGAGGGGAAGGUAGGAGGUGGAGGGGAUGGGGGAGUCUGGGGUCCGGGCAGUGGAGGGGAGGAGGAGGAGCAGUGGGAUAUGAAGACUUGAAGUGUUUGGGUUUGGUGCGGACGGUUUGGGAUAGGAGUAUGGCCAUGUGGGAAGCGGAGGAGGUAGAGAGGCUCGCUGCUCCUCCUGUUCUUAUCGAGGAGAUUGGGAUGAGGACGGUGAGGAGGGAAGAGGAGGAGGAGAUGGAGCAGGACGAGGAGGAUAUGACAACGCUGCUGAUAGCAGCUGCGGGUGAGGAGGAUGGCGAAGAGGGAGAGGAGGAGGAGGAUGAGGAAGAGGAGGAAGGGGAGGUGCGAAGUGGGGACGACGAAGAGGAGGAUGGAGGGGACAGUAUAGGGAGUGACGACGAGAGGGAGAGUGGGGAUGAGAUGGAGAUUGACGGAGGAAGGCGGCGGCAUGGAGAAGGAGGGGAUGGUGGUAAUGCAGGGAAGAACCGUAAAAAGAGGAGCUUGAAAUCUGGAGGACAAAGGGAGGGAGGACACAGGGAGGGCAAGGGCCGGAAAGGGACAGGCAGCAGCAGAAGCAGUCGAAAGGGCAGCAGUGGUGGUGGUAACGAGGACGGGGGGAGGGCGGGGAAAGGAAGAGGGAGGGUGCGAAAGCUGAUGGGGUUACUAGAAGAAGUACAAGCACGGGUGCAGGCGAGGAAGAGGCAGUGGCAGAAAGAAGCCCUUGCUCUCACCGCUGCUCUCAGCUUCGCCCGCUGCCGCCACCAACGACCUGUGUUCGGCACAGAUGCUAUCAGCCUGCUCUCUCUCCCGCACCCCACCCGCCACGCCCAUGCUCUGGCUGCUAACCCUAAUUCUGCUCUCUCCCUGCCGUCCUGUCUCACUCGAUACUCCUCCCUGCUCACCCGCCCUCUCGUUACACUCGUCUCGCCUCUCGAACCUUCCGGGAGCGGUCCAGAAGCGUUUCUGGCAUUACACGGGCACACGUACAUGAGACUGGACGGGUCGACGGGCCCGGAGCAGCGGCAGAUUCUGAUGCAGCGGUUCAACACGGACCCGAAGAUAUUCGCGUUUAUUCUGUCCACGCGGUCGGGUGGUGUGGGGAUCAACCUGGUGGGAGCUGACUCGGUGAUCUUCUAUGACAGUGACUGGAACCCGGCCAUGGACCAGCAGGCACAGGAUCGGUGCCACCGCAUAGGGCAAACGCGGGACGUGCACAUAUACCGGCUUAUAACGGAGAGCACAAUAGAGGAGAACAUUCUGAAGAAGGCGAACCAGAAGCGGCUGUUGGACGACCUGGUGAUUCAGAGCGGUGGAUACACGACUGACUUCUUUAAAAAGGUUGAUCCCAUGGAGCUAUUAGGAGGCAUUCCCACUCCUGCUGCUGCUGGUGCUGCUGCUUCCGGUGCCGGUGCUGGUGGUGCUGGUGCUGGUGGUGCUGGUGCUGCGGCUGGUGCUGGUGGUGGUGCUGCUGCUGCUGUCGCUUCUUCUAGUGCUGCUUCUGCUGCUUCUGCUGCUGCUCCUUCGCCCGCACUGAGAGAUAUGGAGGCAGCACUGAGGGAUGUGGAGGAUGAGGCGGAUGUGCUGGCAAGGAGGCAGGAGGAGGAGGAGGCAGCUGCUGAAAUGAGAGAGUACGCGAUGCGGUUCUACGAGCUGUGGGACCCGGUGGUGGACAAGCAGGACGUGGCUAGCACUCCAGCCCACUGCAACAAAGCCUA